CAGACAGACAGACAGACAGACAGUAGGCAUGAAGCUGUUCUUUCUUCUGGCUCUCUUUGGAGGGGCAGCGGCAGUUGCCCUGAGGGAAGAUAACAAGAUUGUCGGAGGAUAUGAGUGCCCAAAACAUUCUGUGCCUUACCAAGUGUCUCUCUUUACUGGAUAUAACUUCUGUGGCGGCACUCUUCUGUCUGAUGAGUGGGUGCUCUCUGCUGCUCACUGCAAAUCAAAGUCAGAUGUAGAAAUUCGCCUGGGAGAGCACGACAUCUGGGAACAUGAGGGGACUGAGCAGCACAUCAUGUCCUCCAAGUUUAUUCGCCACCCUAACUAUAACUCCCGCACACAGGACAGUGACAUCAUGCUGAUCAAACUGAGUCGCCCUGCCACUCUGAACAGCUAUGUACGCCCUGCGAAGCUCCCUACAAAAUGUGCCAUUGACGGGACAAUGUGCCACAUCUCUGGAUGGGGGAGUCUUCGUCCCAGCAAUGAGGGAUCAAGGUUCCCUGCUAAGUUGCAAUGCCUGGACGCCCCACUUCUGAGCGACGACACGUGCUUUAAUGCAUAUCCUUUCCAAAUCACUGAAAACAUGAUCUGUGCUGGAUUUUUGGAGGGAGGGAAGGACUCCUGUCAGGGUGACUCUGGGGGUCCCAUGACAUGUGAUGGAGAACUUCAGGGAGUUGUGUCUUGGGGCCAUGGCUGUGCUCUGAGGAAGAAGCCCGGGGUAUACACGAAAGUUUGCAAUUACAUCUCCUGGAUCAAGGACACCAUGGCGUCUGGCUGAGCAGCUAAAAUAUCAGAGUAUUCACAUGUAAGC
Molecule: messenger RNA, 811 nt
Organism: Plectropomus leopardus (leopard coralgrouper)
Lineage: Eukaryota; Metazoa; Chordata; Actinopteri; Perciformes; Serranidae
Product: trypsin-3-like
Biological process (GO): proteolysis
Molecular function (GO): serine-type endopeptidase activity
Source: RefSeq, a predicted model, not a curated record